Molecule: messenger RNA, 3854 nt
Organism: Oncorhynchus nerka (sockeye salmon)
Lineage: Eukaryota; Metazoa; Chordata; Actinopteri; Salmoniformes; Salmonidae
Product: DNA-binding protein SATB1-like
Biological process (GO): regulation of transcription by RNA polymerase II; chromatin remodeling
Molecular function (GO): DNA-binding transcription factor activity, RNA polymerase II-specific; RNA polymerase II cis-regulatory region sequence-specific DNA binding
Source: RefSeq, a predicted model, not a curated record
GACUGAGAUUUCGGAUAGACCACCUAUAGGCUCGUUUCAUUCCGUUGAAGAGGUCCGAAAAACGCAGCCAGCCAGAGACGACGGGGCAUGUUGCUACACAGCUAAUAUUGACACGAUAGACCAAGUGAAGGCGAAAGUGAGAUGUUGUUCACACACUGAAACAGAAAACAACACAAGGAACUGUACUAUUUUACUAACGGCAUCUCGGAGUCUCAAGAGACAAGAAACCAGCGGCGGAUGUCAGGUGUUUCUGAGCUACAGUGUUAGUGUGAUGGACCACCAACAGUGUGAUGGAGGCCAAGUGUCAGAGAGCUGUGACUCACUCGGUAACGGGGACUCCUGGCCCCCACCUGCCAAACUGUCCCGCCUGGAGCGGAAUGGUGGCAUGGGCCCCCCAGGGCCAUACCAGGGCAGGACGAGACAGGGGAGCCCAGGGGCCAGAGCCCCCACCCCGGCCCCCAUACCCACGAUACCCGCACCACAACCUAAGAACUGGCAUAAGAGAGGGAGCCUGCUGCCUGUGCUGUGUGUGGUGGAACACAGAGAGAACCCAGUCUCGGCAGUGGAGGCUGAGAGGCGAGAGGAGCAUGCAGAGUUUGUACUGGUCAGGAGAGACCUGCUGUUUAACCAGCUGAUAGAGAUGGCUCUACUGGCCCUGGGCUACUCUCACAGCUCAGCAGCACAGGCAAAAGGUUUGAUCCAGGUGGGUAGGUGGAACCCUGUCCCUCUGUCCUGUGUGACUGAUGCUCCUGAUGCCACAGUGGCUGACAUGCUGCAGGACCUCUACCAUGUCACCACCCUCAAGAUCCAGCUGACCAGUUGUCCCAGGUUGGAGGAACUCCCUCCAGAACAGUGGAGUCACUCUACAGUGAGAAACGCCCUGAAGGAGCUUCUGAGAGACAUGAACCAGAGCUCACUGGCCAAAGAGUGCCCUUUGUCCCAGAGUAUGAUCUCCUCCAUUGUAAACAGCACCUACUACGCAAACGUGUCGGCCACCAAGUGCCACGAGUUUGGCCGCUGGUACAAGCACUUCAGGAAGACCAAAGGCAUCAUGGAGAUUGAUAGCUUCUCUGACCAAUCCCAACCGGGCUCCACCCAUCUGACCUUUACCCAGCAACCAAUCCCAGGCAACACAGCCAAACAGGCCGACUCCUCACCCCUCGUCUUCCCUCACGGUCGUGGCUGCCUGGCCCCAAGUCUCCGCCCCCCAGGGCUGGUGACCGCCCCCCUCAGCCCCCAUCUAGUCAACCCCCAACAGAUAGUCAUGGCCCAGUUCCUCAACCAGCAGUAUGCAGUUACCCGAAUGUUAUCCCAGCAGAGCCUGUCUGUAUCUGUCUCCACCUCCCCCCACCAGUUCCUCAACCACCCCUCUGUGGGGAGGCCUCCCACCUCCUUGGCCCUAGCUAAGGCCCCCGACCCCCAGCCCCAGGAUGGACCACCAGGACCUGGGUCUGGGUCUCAGAGCCAGGUGUGUGGACCAUCAGACAUCUACUGUGAGAUCUACCAGUGGGUGAGAGAGGAGCUGAAGAGAGCAGGCAUCUCCCAGGCUGUGUUCGCCCGCGUGGCCUUCAACAGGACCCAGGGCCUGCUGUCUGAGAUCCUGCGUAAAGAGGAGGAUCCGAAGAGUGCCUCUCAGUCUCUCCUGGUCAACCUGCGGUCCAUGCAGAGUUUCCUCCAGCUACCUGAGGGCGACCGCGACCGUAUCUACCAGGAGGAGAGGGAGAGGAGUCUGACCGUGUCGACCACUAUCACCCAUUCACCCAACAACACUACCCCACCAUGCCACACACAGACCAGAAAGGAAGAGGAGAACUUUGUCAAGGCUGAAGAUUGGCACUCCCGGGUUUCCAUAGGCAUCCCUAUAGCGAGGCUGUCCCCAGUAGCAGUAGUAAACAGAGGGGUGAAGAGCGAGGGAUGUGUUCUAGACAUCAACAGUUCUAUCUAUGAGGAAAUCCAACAGGAGAUGAAGAGAGCCAAGGUGUCUCAGGCCAUGUUCGCCAAGAUGGCCGCAUCCAAGAGUCAGGGCUGGCUGUGUGAGCUGCUGCGCUGGAAGGAGGAUCCGUCCCCGGAGAACCGGACCCUGUGGGAGAACCUGUGUAUGAUCAGGCGCUUCCUGAGUCUGGCCCAGACGGAGCGAGAUGCCAUCUACGAACAGGAGAGCAACGCUCUGCAGCUACACUGUACAGACAGAGUGAUACAGCAAGUCAACAACAACACACUGCUCCAACGCCACUCCCCAUUGCCACAGCAACACCAUCAACGACUCCUGACCCCUCGGUCCCAGCAGCCCUUGCAGCCCCAGGCGGGGCCUCGCCUGCCUCCACGACAACCGUCCACAGCAUCACAAGCCGAGAAUGAGGGUGGUGGGGGCCAACUGAAGACCUGGUUGGGGGGUAGUAAGGUUGAUGGGAGGGUAGAGGACAUUACUGGUCUGGGCAAUAGGAGUAGGGCUGAGGGUAGUAGUGACAAGGAAGGGGGCGAGGGAGGUUGGUCGGGGGCCAGACAGAGUAACGGGGAGGGCAAUGGCGGGCGUAAUGGUGAGGGGGGUGGGGUUUCGGUGUCCCGGGAGGCGCAGGGGAUCCUGCAGAGCUUCAUCCAAGACGUGGGUCUGAACCCAGACGAGGAGGCUGUCCACACCCUGUCAGCCCAGCUGGGCCUGCCAAAACACACCAUCCUCAGCUUCUUCCAUUGCCACCACCACAGUUACACACACCAGAACCAUAGACAGGACUACAGUGAGAUCCACCACAACCAACUUUCCAGCCAGAACCACAGGGACCAGGACCUGCUCUUCUGUAUUGGAGCAGGCCCAACCCAGCCUGACAGAACUACAGGGGAGAAGAAAGAAGGAGGAGCCGUAGAUCCCACUGGACGGAUAGGUGGAGAGGAGGAGGAGGACAUGGAGGGGGAAGAGGUAAUAGAGUGGGAGGGGGGGAAAGAGUUGGAUGUGAGCACCCAGACUAACACCGUCGUCACCCUAGAGGAGGAGCAACAUGACUCUAUCCAAUCACAGCCGGAGACAACCCAACCACAUGACUCUGAUGAAUAGCAUGGCCCCAACCACUAGUUGUCCCCUCUAACCCAAUGACUCAACUAGAUAUUUUCACUAUGCUACUGCAAAAAAUAAUAUUCCCCAUUUCUGAAGAACUGUAGUAAUGAUGUGUCAUAAUAGGUGAUUCCCUUAUUUGUAAUGAAAUAUUGAAAUAAAGGACUGUCUUUGUGAAAGGAAAUGAGACUAUGUAGUUACACAAGAUAGUUUAACUGUUGAGGAUCCCAUUUUAAACACAUUAUGCCAACAAAUGCCUUGUAGUAUGCGUCACUACCCACCUGGUCCUAUGGCUAGAUCGUCCUCUCUGGAUUCUGAUGAUACUGAAAUGUGAAUAGUUUGAUUUCUUUCUCUGUCUCCAAACUCAACUAUGCUUUCUUAUAUCUUUCUGUCACAACGUCCACUUUUAGGUGUCUCUUUGACUGACGGUAAAAUCAAUUGUCUUAAGGUAUUUUAUGGUCAACAAUCAACAUAUUUGAGUGGCUUCUCUCAAAUUGUGUAUGCAAAUUAUUUCACUCAUGCAAUUUAAUACUUCAGUUGGUCAACUGUAGAAGAAAAGGCUAAUAUGCAAAUAAUGUGUGUGUAUAACUGCCUUUGAUUUAACCUUUGUAAAUAUUUGUAAAAAUGUAUUUGUUUUAAAAUAGUUAAUUCCAUCGAUUUAUGAGCAACUUGAUCGAAGUGGUUGUUUUUAACAUCUUUAAUAAUUUAUCUGUUCAGAAAUGCAAUGAAUGUGGAUGUUAAUUAAUUUUGUAUUUAUACCUGUGAUUUAUGAUUUGCUUCGUCACACAUUAAACACUUAUAAAAUGGA